This is a messenger RNA of Colletes gigas, 394 nucleotides long. Its product is annotated as cytochrome c oxidase assembly factor 6 homolog. Gene Ontology annotation, cellular component: mitochondrion; respiratory chain complex IV. Gene Ontology annotation, biological process: respiratory chain complex IV assembly. The record is from RefSeq and is a predicted model, not a curated record. The transcript is spliced from 4 exons. The coding region runs from base 36 to 293 and encodes 85 amino acids. Lineage: Eukaryota; Metazoa; Arthropoda; Insecta; Hymenoptera; Colletidae.
UAAUUUUUCCUUAUUUAAACGUCUUGAAUGUGCAAAUGUCACAAAAUAGCUGUUGUAGAAUGUCUUUCCCAAAUAAAGACGAACGAACAAAGUGUUGGAAUUAUAGGGAUGAAUAUUGGAAGUGUCUGGAUACCGGUAAAUUAGAUUCAGAAUGUAAGAAAUACAGAGAAGAAUAUGAAAAAUUUUGCCCCGCAUUAUGGGUAAAACACUUUGAUCGUAAGCGAGAGUACUUGAAAUUCAAAGAGCAAAUAGAGCAAGGGGGGUAUGUUCCUGGACAAUCAAAUCCAGCAUAACUCUAAUUUAGUGAUUACAAUUUAUAAGUUACCACAUUUGAACUAAUAGUUAAUGAACUGUUUUCAAAUUAAGUUUUCUUAUUUUUGUUAUAAUAAAACAA